Molecule: messenger RNA, 882 nt
Organism: Colletotrichum karsti
Lineage: Eukaryota; Fungi; Ascomycota; Sordariomycetes; Glomerellales; Glomerellaceae
Product: fructose-bisphosphate aldolase
Exons: 3
Coding region: 1-882 (293 amino acids)
Biological process (GO): carbohydrate metabolic process
Molecular function (GO): zinc ion binding; aldehyde-lyase activity
Source: RefSeq, a predicted model, not a curated record
AUGGCCGCCUUUCCCCAAAACAACCGAACGUAUCAAAUCCUGGAGGCAGCAAGAACUGGGGGUUACGCAGUUGGAGCCUACAAUUGCUACAACGAUGACGGCGUGAUUGCGGUGAUCCGGGCAGCGGAGGCUUGCAACUCUCCUGCUAUCAUUCAGGUCUUUCCAUGGACAUUGAAGUUUCAGGGCCCCGAGUUUGUCAAGUAUGUAAUCGGAGCCGCACACGCAGCAAAGGUACCCGUUGCCGUGCAUCUCGACCACUGCAUUGAGCCCGAGGACGUCAAAGCCGCCCUUGAGCUUCCCUUUGAUUCCAUCAUGGUCGACGCCUCGAUACACGACGAGGCGGAAAAUACGCGGCAGUGCAGAGAGAUUGUAAAAAUCGCGAAUGCCAAGGGAAUUGCCAUCGAAGCGGAGAUGGGCCGGAUAGAAGGUGGCGAAGACGGAUUGCCCACUGUUGAUCUCGAAACUAUUCUCACGAGACCUGAGCAUGCGAAAGAAUUUGUCAAGGAGACGGGUGUUCAGUUUCUUGCGCCAUCUUUUGGAAAUAUCCAUGGUAACUAUGGACCUGGCGGCCCAGAGAAAUAUUGGAGACUUCCUUUGUUGAACGACAUUCAUGACGCCAUCCCCGAGACGCCUCUGGUUCUGCACGGGACGCAUGGCGUUUCCGACGAGCUCUUCAAAAUAGCAAGGAAGCAGGGAAUGGUCAAGAUCAACAUGAACAGAACUGUCCGCGACGCAUACACAGACUUCAUUGCUGAGAAUUCUGCAAAGCUUGAGCUUACGGUUCUCAAGAUGAACGGCACGGAUGUUUAUGCCAAGUCUAUCGAGAGAGUGAUGAGAGACGUCCUGUAUUCCGCCGGAAAGGCAUGGGGCGGAAAGGCAUGA